CCUCCCCCAUCCUGGGUACCAGUUGGGCGCUUUCGGGUGCUGGCAGUUGAAGAGAUGGAACAGCUUCCUCAGGAACGCCCAGCCCCUUAAAACGCUGCUGACCAGAGCCACCCUCCUCCCUGCAGCCUUCAGCAGGGAUGGAAUGAAAGGGGACCCCUUGACCUGCCUGCGGGGAUCAGCAAUGGAGUUAAAGCAAUCUCUGUCUAUCCAUCUGGAAGCCGAGAAGCCUCUGAGGCGCUAUGGGGCGGUGGAGGAGACAGCAUGGAAAGCGGAGGGACUGGGAAGCCAGCUGGACAUCAUCUCCAUGGCUGAAACCAGCAUGAUGCCAGAAGAGAUUGAGCUGGAAAUGGCGAAAAUCCAGCGUCUCCGUGAAGUCCUGGUCCGUCGAGAGUCAGAACUCAGGUUCAUGAUGGAUGAUAUUCAGCUCUGCAAGGACAUCAUGGACCUGAAGCAGGAGCUGCAGAACUUGGUCGCCAUUCCAGAAAAGGAAAAAACCAAGCUGCAGAAGCAGAGAGAGGAUGAAUUAAUCCAGAAGAUCCACAGACUGGUGCAGAAGAGAGAUUUCCUGGUGGAUGAUGCUGAGGUGGAACGGUUAAGGGAACAGGAAGAAGACAAGGAAAUGGCUGAUUUCCUGAGGAUCAAGUUAAAACCUCUAGACAAAGUAACCAAAUCUUCAGCCAGCUCCCGGGCAGAGAAGAAGGCAGAUCCCCCACCUAGCAAGCCAACUGUGGCCAAGACAGGCCUGGCACUCAUCAAGGAUUGCUGUGGGGCCACCCAGUGCAACAUCAUGUAGCCCCUAUGUGGGGUACCCCAGAGCCAUGGGGACCAUCCCUCCCACCCUCUUGUCCUCAUAGCCCCCAUUUUACAGGGGUUUAAGAGAUUUCCAAGGCAGAAGGGGUUGAAGGCAAGCCCAUGACUGCUAUCAUGGGCCAUGGGUAUGGCAGGUGGGCCCAGCCACUGCUGUGCAGAGUGUAGCAAUAGAAAGCCCCUCACUGUCGCAUGGCCCUCCCCAGAGCAUGCCCAACCCAGGAGUCUGUCUCAUUGUUUAUCUAACCACCAAGAAAGCCCCUCCCUUAAAACAGUAUACCCUCACAAACCCAUCAUGUGAACAAACUGGGAAAGGGGCACGCCCCCUAGGUGUGUAUGGCUGUGAAUUCCAACAAUCUAGCACCAUGUUGGAUCCAUUCCCCAUCCACCCUCCCAGCUUUGCUGUCAGAUACAAGUCCUGCUCCCUGUUUGUCCUCUCCCAGGGACUAUAGCCUGGAGGGUUCCACACAGCCCACACUCCUCUUAGGUUCCAUUAUGAUCACUUUCCUAGAGGCACUGGCCUGUCUGUGAAGGCUGAGCUUGUGUGUGGUGUUGGGUUUAUGCCUCCAGCUCCCUCCCAUCCUGUAUCUGGUCAUAGUUCAUAUCAGGCUCCAGGUUCUUUCUCAGUUUGCCAUAUCCAGCCCACAGUGGAGCAGGGUGGGGAGGAGUGGCCAAGAACAGUUGCAGUGCUUGGACCAGGUUGCAGAGAGCUGCAGGUGCCAAUGUCAAGGUUGAGUGGUCGAGAAAGGGAUCCAGAACAGAUGCCAACCCACAUCCUCUUCACCCACUGAGGGAUGCUGCAGGGAGUACCAGUGAGGGGUCACCCUGCUGGCCCAAACACAUCUCUGUAAAGAACAAUUGACAGGCAGGAAAGGAAGCCUGACCCAACUGUGUCCCGUCCGUCUGAUGGUGUGUUUGAACCAGCCCCACAAUUCCUCCUGUGUAACUUGAUGUACAUUUGCCAUGGCCAGCCCGGCACAGCCUGUGUGACCUCUCUGUGCAUAUAUGUGUGUUGUGAUUGGCCUAAGUAGUUAGCACCAGUCAAGAUUUGCUGAUGUGCAAACUAUUCAUCAGAGAAAAUAAAAUUGAAAAACACAAAGCA
Peromyscus californicus insignis is the source of this 1909-nucleotide messenger RNA. It is a transcript of the gene Bmerb1, whose product is annotated as bMERB domain containing 1. Lineage: Eukaryota; Metazoa; Chordata; Mammalia; Rodentia; Cricetidae. Gene Ontology annotation, cellular component: microtubule cytoskeleton. The record is from RefSeq and is a predicted model, not a curated record. The transcript is spliced from 6 exons. Gene Ontology annotation, biological process: negative regulation of microtubule depolymerization. Bases 143 to 793 code for a protein of 216 amino acids.